ACCUCCGCCUUGGCCGAUCGAAUAAAUAUCAAGCGAGAGAAUGCAUGGCCAUCUGCCUACCUUUCUGUACAGGAAGUAAUUGACUGCUCUGGGGCUGGAACGUGUGUCGCGGGUGGCGAACCGGGUGGUGUCUACAAAUACGCUCAUGAACAUGGAAUUCCACACGAGACCUGCAAUAAUUAUCAAGCCCGUGAUGGACGAUGCGACCCGUACAACCGAUGCGGAUCAUGCUGGCCAGGAGACUGCUUCUCAAUCAAAAACUAUACUCUGUACAAGGUCAAGGAGUACGGUACGGUACGUGGAAUCGAUAAGAUGAAGGCGGAAAUCUACCAUAAUGGACCAAUUGCAUGC
Messenger RNA from Haemonchus placei, 351 nucleotides. The record is from the annotation of a GenBank genome assembly. Lineage: Eukaryota; Metazoa; Nematoda; Chromadorea; Rhabditida; Trichostrongylidae.